Molecule: messenger RNA, 2185 nt
Organism: Limulus polyphemus (Atlantic horseshoe crab)
Lineage: Eukaryota; Metazoa; Arthropoda; Merostomata; Xiphosura; Limulidae
Product: GDNF-inducible zinc finger protein 1-like
Exons: 5
Coding region: 672-1154 (160 amino acids)
Biological process (GO): regulation of transcription by RNA polymerase II
Cellular component (GO): nucleus
Molecular function (GO): RNA polymerase II cis-regulatory region sequence-specific DNA binding; DNA-binding transcription factor activity, RNA polymerase II-specific
Source: RefSeq, a predicted model, not a curated record
UAAGGUUUGUGGUAGAUAAGCGUUAGACAUCGAAAAGUUAAUGUAAUAAUAAAUUAUAGUAGUAAUGCGAACAGAAGGGUGAUACUAAUACUAAGUAUUACUUAGUGUUAGUACUAGUAGUGUGUAACCUCUAUAUUAAGGGAAAGAAAGUUAAAAAUAUGAAUUAAUGUUUUUUUAGAACUUUGAUGGUAGUUGCAAACGAUGUGUUUACACUUAUCAAUCCCUAUUACAAUAUAGUAUCGGAUAUUUGGUAUUACAAAUAUAACUUUCAGUUUCAACUCAAAUUUUAAUCGGUAGUUAUACUGUUAAUAUGUUAUUCUGUUUUACCGCACAAGUAGAAGUUUGAAGCUUAUGUUCUUAAAAGUUAAAUGAAAAAUGCAGAUGUAGGCCAAGUGAUAUGAUGUGGACUUCUGUCGUGAGUACAAAAACUUGAAAAUGACUGUUUCACAUGGACCAGUUUUUCAUGAGACAGUUAUAUUCAUGUCACUUGAACUUUGUGGGAUAUAUUCAUUGGAAUGUUCAGGACUUUUCAACACAGCUUUGCCUGCAGCUUGAGUUUAUAAAAUGUUGAUCCAGUAUUAAAGACCUUAGUGAAACAUUUGCACUACCUGCCUUCAUUUUCAUUAUGCAUAAUAAAAAUAUAUUGGUUUCUGAUCCAGAAAAGCUUAAGUAUGCAUUGUAUCUUUCAAGAGUUGGUUCACCUAGACAGCAUUGAAUUUCUUGAAGCACAAGAACUCCAUUUGAUGACUUUGCCAGAGAGAAUGAUUGAUGAGGUUUCAUUAUCAGCUUGUCAGGAUACAAAAGGAAGGCCGCUUUGUCCUGUUUGUGGGAAAUCCUUUUUUGAUCGAAGCAACAGAAAUAGACACCUAAAAAUGCAUUUCUCUGAGAUUCUGUGGCCUGUAGCAGGACGAACAGAUGAAUUAGUUACACCUUCUGAAGAUUAUAUGUGUGACGUGUGUGGUAAAACAUUUUGUUCAAAGGUGUCUAUGACUUCUCAUCGGUAUUAUCAACACAGAACUCAUCGACACUAUGAAUGUCCUCAGUGUAACCAUGUCUUUACUAGGAAACCAAACUUACAAAGACAUUUACGUCACUGUCAUUCAGGUGUUUCAUAUGAACAAAAAGAAUUAUCAAACAGUUCAUUCAACCAGUAAUGUUCACACAAAUAUCAGUUUGUAUAUAUGAUAAGAACUAUUAAAGGUAAAAGGCACAUGAAGUGUCAUAGGUGAAACACUAUUAUUAUUUUGUUUCUGUUUAUUUGGUGUGAAACCAAUUACAUGGUUUUUCUGUUUUUGCACAACAUAUCUUUUCUAAUGUCACCAUGAAUAUAUUUAUCUUCUACAAAACAUAGUUAAAUUUUUUGUUUUAUGUGUUUAAGGAAGCACAUUCCUUAAAUCUGUACUAAUUGAAAUUUCCAGUUGAUACAAAAGUUAGGAAAUCUGAAAAUACAAAAUUAUUAAAUUUUUUAUAAGGUAAAAGAAAAAUAGCAUUUUAAGUAAAUGAAGUUUACGAUGCUCAGGUCCCAGUUAAAGUCAUCUAACUCGAAUGUUAUUUUUUGUAUACAUUCAGCAAAUUUAACUUUUUCUUUUACUUUAUCAUGCUGAAUCUGCAUUUCUUUGUAACUUGUAAGAUUUAAUUUACAAUGAUUAAAUGUGCAGAUUUUAUAGAUUUGUGGAAAUCUAGUAAUUGAUUAUGAAGAUGUUUGAUUUUUUAUGAACUUAAGCAGUGUUUGUGAAGAAUAACACACAUUAUUUGCAAAAUAACAAUCUAUAUGCAAGUACUCUCCACCAAGUUAAUCAUCUAUACUUUUACAUUGUGAAAGAAAAGCUACUGAAGUAUGGUGUGUCUAUUACAUUCAUGCAGUAUUUGUAUACAGUCAAGUCAUUUUCUGUGCUAAAGGCACCUGAGUUUCUUCAACAGCCAUUAUUGAUACAAUCAGUUUGCAUGUGAAUCUUAGUGUAAACCUUUUAAUAAUUUAUUUAGUAAUGAUAUGAUUUUUAUUAAAGAGCUUUGAAUGGUUUAAAUGUUUCCAUUUUGUGUGGAUGGUGUUUAUGUAUAGUCAUUAAUUUGUUAAGUAAUACAACUGACUAAAAAAAUGUGAUGCAGCUACCUGGUAAUUCAUAGGAUGUAAUGUUAGUGGAAUAAAUAAAGCUGAUAUUUCCCUCUUUAAUAUUUAAUAAAUUGA